This is a messenger RNA of Bactrocera oleae (olive fruit fly), 2685 nucleotides long. RefSeq names its product autophagy protein 5 (gene Atg5). Lineage: Eukaryota; Metazoa; Arthropoda; Insecta; Diptera; Tephritidae. Gene Ontology annotation, biological process: cellular response to nitrogen starvation; autophagy of mitochondrion; C-terminal protein lipidation. The record is from RefSeq and is a predicted model, not a curated record. Gene Ontology annotation, molecular function: Atg8-family ligase activity. Gene Ontology annotation, cellular component: Atg12-Atg5-Atg16 complex; phagophore assembly site membrane; cytoplasm.
CUAUAAAUUUGGGCUUCAGAAUUUUAGCUCCCACACAUACACAUAGCCAAUUAAGUCUGCGUUCACCCUACACAUAUUUUUAAGUGAAGUAAAAACACAAUGUAAAUAGGUAAUUCAGUUCAAACUUUUUACUUUCCGCUCACGGAUUUGUAUUCUACGCUUAAAAAUAAAACGAUUUAAAAAAUAUUUCAUUUUUGAGGCCUCCUUAGUUGGGGGACCUAAACUAUACAUUUACCAAUAAGAUUGUGACGAAUUGUGGGUUUUUUCUAAAUACACAUCCUAAUAUAAUUAAUGAUGCCAAGCUGAAAAUGUUUUAAUUUGCUGGUUUUAACACCUUGUAAUAAUGAGUGAAAUUAUCAUGUUCGAUUGUUGGUAUCGAAAUGUAUUUGUCGGUGUAAUCAUGAAAGAAAGUAAUAAUCUAAGAAAGUGUUUGUUUAAUUGGCUAAACAAAUGGCUCAUGACCGAGAGAUUUUAAGAAUGAUCUGGGAGGGUCAAAUUGCUAUAUGCUUUGAAGCUGAUUCCGAAGAAAUCGUUGGUUUACAACAGCCUGAAAACUUUUACUUGAUGGUCUCCCGUUUAAGUUAUUUACCACUAGUUACGGAUAAGGUUAAAAAAUAUUUUAGUCGUUAUAUAUCACUUGAACAACAGGACGGAAAUGUAUGGUUUGAUUACAAUGGAAUCCCUUUAAAAUUACACUAUCCCAUUGGGGUUUUAUACGAUCAAUUAUAUCCUGAAGAAGAUAGUGUACCGUGGUAUCUGACAAUACAUUUUUCAAAAUUCCCAGAAGACGUCUUGGUGAGGAUUUCAACAAGAGACCUCUUGGAAUCACAUUUUAUGUCAUGUCUAAAGGAAGCUGAUGUUCUUAAGCAUAGAGGACAAAUAAUAUCUUCGAUGCAAAAGAAGGAUCACAACCAACUCUGGCAAGGAUUAAGCAAUGAUAAAUUUGAUCAGUUUUGGGCGAUUAAUAGGCGUUUGAUGGAGGCAAAUGGAGAUCAAGAAACAUUUAAAUACAUUCCAGUUCGAUUUUAUGCUGAUGAAGAUAUCUACACUCAAAAGUUGAUAACACCCAUAAACAAAAAUGGGAAAAAGAAAACUGUUGGUGAAAUGAUGAUUGAGAUGUCGACACCACUCAGAAAAGUUGUUGAGGUUCGGACUCAAGGCAUCAGCAUACACGAUGGAGCAAACUUACAAUGGUUAUCCGAACAUUUAAGUUACCCGGAUAAUUUCCUACACUUAUUUUUAGUUUAUGAAUCUAAUAUCUAAUUGUUAAUUAUAAUUUAAGGUAUAGAUCAAACAGACAUUAAGGUUAGAACAUAAAAGUUCAGAAGUUUUCGCGUUUGCCGCAAAAGAAAAUAAGGGGUGUUGUGGAAUCAAAGACAGAUUUGCGUAGUUGUCAGAAUUGCAAACCAAUUCUGAUUUUGAAUGGUGUCACAGAAUCUGAUUGGAUUUGCGUCUUUUUGCAUAUACAAAACCAAUAUUCGAAUCAGCUGUUUACUAAUGUGACAAAAUUUGCAAAUGAAUAAAUUAGGAAGCGUUUUAUAAAUUUGAAAUGCUGAAUGAAGUCUACUAAAGUUUACAAUGAGUUCCGCUAUUUUAGCUUUUAUUUUAUUUGAAGAAAAAAAGCAAUGAAAAAAAUAAAAGGAAUAUAUUAAAAGAUCACAGUAAUCCACUGGAUGCACCAGUGGAGUCGCAUGUGAAACUUGGCUUGCAUUUACUUGUAUGUUUGUAUACAUGCUUAUUUUUCAGAUUUAUAUCACAUUAUCGACUGAAUAAAGACGCAUUUGGGUGUUAAAUUACGUUUGCUUCGUUUUGUAAAUUCUCUUAAAAUAUCUUGAUUUUUUCCAUACACUCGAUAAUUAUGACAUUUUUUGUUUUAUUCUUAUAUUUUAACCUAUUGAAAUAAGGAUAAAUUAAAUCGUAACAAUAAUAUACAUUAUUUUCUUAACUUACAUUUCAAAUGUAAGCAAAAAUCCUCUUGCUUUGUUUCUGAUAACAAAACCGAUAAAAUUGGUUUCCGUGACACCCAAAACCGAUACAAUUUCUGGUUCGAAAGUCAAACCAAUAAUAUGUGAAUUCAUGGCACCUACUACAUUUUUUUUUUAUCGGUUUCAAUUCUGAUUCCGACAACUAUCAUAUUUUACAACACCCCUGAAUAUAUGAUUAUUUUGUACCCACAAUCUUAAACCAUGCGUGGCUGAAUUGAAAAAAAAUUGCUAUUUGUGACCAAAAAGUUGGGGAAAAGUGAAGAUAGAUGGGAGCUUAUAAUACGAAACGCAGAACUUUGUUAUGAUAAUUUUUAUUUGAAUCGGUUUGUCCAAGUUUUUUUUCAAUUUCUUGCUGUUUCAAAGCUUGCAAAGAAAUUUCUUCUGUGUUUGGUACAAAAAAAAUAUUGUUAUUAGUACUGUUAAACAAACACGAAAAGUGUUUUCCGUUUAGGUUAAAUAAAUUAUUAUAUAAAUAACUCGAAUCAUGGUUAAUGCUUUUCUGAAAGCUGAUAAUUUUGGGAGUUUCCAUUGUAUAAAUAACGAGUAAAACAAAAACCAAAUAUAGUUAAGUCUUUGUACUUUUAUUAUACUUAUUUGAUUGCAGCUCAUUUUAUUUUAUAACUUUAGCUAUACAAGUUUAGAAAUAACUUUUCAAAAAAAUACAAAUCUUUUAUGAAUACAUAUGACAUACACAAAUUUA